CGGUAGCUUGAAACGGAUACCUUAGGCCGAGUGAGAAGCUAGCCUCAUUCGAUAUCUGACUCUCGGACCAGUCGUUUCGGCUUCAAAAUUUAACAAAAUUCCAAAUUCUUUUUCGAACAAGUUUCAACCAAAAUACGCUAGGAGAACUCAAGAUGUGCAACGGGUGUGGAUGCUGUGGACCCUCUCCUUGCCCUAAGCGCUACCUUGUUAACAAGGACAACAUGCCCUGUGUUUGGUGUGGGCCGUGCAAGGCUCACUGCUACAACACUCCGCCCAAGUGCUGUUGCUAGGUUCCGGAUCCCCGGCUUUGAUCCCCACUCCUCUCCCCAUUUUCACCCAUAACUGCGUGCGGUUUCUAAGUGGCUCUGAAAAACUCUUUGGGUGAGAUGCUCACCUGGAUGACUGUUUGGUUGGAACUGAAUCGAACGCAGCUACGAUCAAGAUGAAGGACGAUAAGCCGAUUACAGUCGUCUUGAUUUAAGCUUGCACUUUGACAUUUUUUUAGGCCAAUUUAGACUUCAAAUUAAAAAAGAUCAAUACGAA
Messenger RNA from Drosophila ficusphila, 543 nucleotides. RefSeq lists its product as uncharacterized. NCBI's taxonomy places the organism in Eukaryota, Metazoa, Arthropoda, Insecta, Diptera, Drosophilidae. Bases 153 to 290 code for a protein of 45 amino acids. The transcript has 4 exons. The record is from RefSeq and is a predicted model, not a curated record.